Molecule: messenger RNA, 1902 nt
Organism: Helianthus annuus (common sunflower)
Lineage: Eukaryota; Viridiplantae; Streptophyta; Magnoliopsida; Asterales; Asteraceae
Product: putative pentatricopeptide repeat-containing protein At1g12700, mitochondrial
Exons: 2
Coding region: 229-1848 (539 amino acids)
Molecular function (GO): protein binding
Source: RefSeq, a predicted model, not a curated record
UUGACUUAUUGGCUUCUUGGAAAAGUCAGGAUUUUGUGACUUAUUGACAAAUUGGCUUUUCCCCCUCACAUACACCAUCUUUGCCAAACAUCAUUUUAGAGCUUAUGACUUUUCAAAAAGCCAAUAAGUCAAUAAGUUGUUUCAAAAAGCUUACCCAAACAUGCCCUAAGUCCCCUCCGCAACGCCAGGGGGAAAAUCAACUAGUUUGAUGAAAUCAGUAUUCUCCCGAUGAUGAAGCUUCUCCGGCGACCUCUCUCCCUACUCUUCUCCGCCUCUUUCUCCACGCUUCCGCCGGUUCCAUCACCAUCUUUAACAUUCUUGCAAUCCGUACUCAACCAAAUCAAACAUCUCUCAGCAAACCCAAAACACUACCCAUCUCUAACCACCUUAGACUCACUCCUAACCAAUACCCACAUGUUAAAUCCCGCUACGUCUCUCAUAAUAAUCGAUUACCUCACCCAAAUCAACAAACUUUCCAGAGCAAAAACCCUAAUCUCACACUUAAACUCAUCAGGAACCGUAAGUCAACCCUUUCUAUACAGUUUACUCUUCAGUUUCUUACUUAAAGAUAGUCCCAUUAAUCACAUUGAAUCUUUAUGGGCAGACAUUUGUGGGUCUGUAAAAAGAUUGAAUUUCUCCUUUUCAGAUUAUGUGAUUCUUGUUUGUAAGUUUGAUGAACUUAGUGAAGUUAAAGAUGUUUAUAACAGGAUUUUUAUGGAUGGUGGGAGUUAUUGUUUGGAGAGACAAAGUUAUGUUGCUUUAUCUGCAGCUUUGUGUAGUUUAAAUGAGGGAAUUUUAGCGAAAAAAGUUGUGAAUGAGAUGUAUGAUAAGGGUAUAGUUGUUGAUAAUUGGACAUACUUUUCGAUGUUUCGAUGUUUUUGUCGAAAUGGGGAUUUCGAUGAGGCGGAUUUGGCGUUGCGGAAGCUUGUUAAAAACGGGUUUGUUGUUGAUAUUUGUGUAUACGGAUCGUGGAUCGAUGGUCUUUGUAAAUACGGGAAGUAUCGUGAAGCCGAUAAGUUGUUUAGAAAGUUUUUAAAACGGGGUUCGGUGAAAAAGUUUGGAGAGGAAAAGAAAGUGUUAAAGGAGGGUAGACGAGCGAUUUUUCAGUUAAACUGCGAGGGUGUUGUUCCGGAACUAAUGGCGUAUGAGUGUUAUUUUCGUGCUUUGUGUAAUGCGAUGAAACUUGAUGAUGCGGAAGUUUUGUUGAAGAAGAUGAUGAGUGGUAGAGCUUUGCCGGAAACUUGUGUUUACGGGUCGUUUAUUAAGGCGCUUUUUCGAAGCGGUAGGGAUGAAGAUGCUAUGAAGUUUUUUAAAGUUCAAAGGAAAAAGGGGUUGGUUCGUGUUGAUGAAAUUGUUACGUAUUUAAUCAUGGGACUAUGCGAAAACGGGAAAAGUGAUGAUGCUUUAAGGUUAUUUGACGAGAUUUUGACGGUUAACGGUUUUGUAAACGGUUCAUAUGUUUGUAAUAUCAUAUUAGGCGGUUAUUGGAAGCACGAUGGUGUGUCGAAAGCGGAACUUUUCUUUGAGAGAUGGCGAUCGAAUGAAGUGAGGUACGGGAAACUUGACGUAACAAGUUACACUAUCAUGUGUAACGGAUAUUGUAGCGGGAAUGAUGUUCAAAAAGCGGUAAUGGUGUUUGAAGAAAUGUUGAAGAGGAAAAUGACGGUCAAUGGAGCGUUAUACGAGCGAGUUAUAAGAUUGUUAUGUGAUUGUGGUCGUGCAAAUGAAGCGUUUCGGUACUUCAAUGACAUGAUUGAAAAUGGGCAUUUGGUUUUCUGCAAGAGAUGGCGAACGAUCUUCCAAUCGGUUUUUAGUAUCGAAGGACAUCGUGUUUCAAUUGGAUGUUGAGGCGUAAAAUAUUGUUAACCAUAAUCAAUAACCGAAACUGUAAAUUAGCCGAAA